UGUUAGAAAAGCCCUUGGCCUUAAAAAGAAAAUGGUCACAUGCAUGCCAUCAAGUUGAAUGACCCCAGAUUGUGGAAGAGCUGUGUGUGCUGGGACACCAGGUUCUGCAUAGGUGGAGGCUUCCAAUAUCUUCUUCGACUCAUCAUGAGGAUCUCUUGGUCCAGAAUGGUCUGAUUGUGAUUAUGGGACGAAGCAAGUGUACCAAGAUGGCGCUCCCAAGUACCCCAAUGAUGCCUGAAGACGGUUCCCCCGGGCUCAGUCCGCCGGAUGCCGCAUACGAUAGUCUGCAGAAUUACACCAAUGCAGACGGACUGCAGAUCUACUGCAAAUAUUGGAAACCAACAAGUCAGCCAAGGGCGCUGGUGUUUGUUGUUCAUGGUGCCGGGGAGCAUUGCUGCCGAUACAAUGAUCUGGCCCAGAUCUUAUCAGGCUUGGACUUCUUUGUCUUUGCCCAUGACCAUGUUGGCCAUGGUCAGAGCGAAGGGGAGAGGAUGAUUGUAUCUGAUUUUCAGAUUUAUGUCAGGGACUGCCUGCAGCAUGUGGACCUGGUGAGAAAAGCCUUUCCAGACCUGCCUAUGUUCAUUUGUGGACACUCCAUGGGUGGUGCUAUUAGCAUUUUAAUGGCCACUGAGCGUUCAGCAGAGUUUUCUGGUCUGAUCCUGAUAUCCCCUUUGGUUUUACCAAAUCCAGAAUCUGCAACAUCAUUCAAGGUGUUUGCAGCAAAAAUUCUGAAUCAUGUACUGCCCAACUUGUCUCUCGGCAGCAUUGACCCUAACUCUGUGACCCGAAACAAGCAGGAGGUGGAGUCAUAUGCCACUGACCCUUUGGUUUACCAUGGUGGGAUGAAGGUUUCAUUUGGGGUUCAGCUACUCAAUGCCACAGCGCGGGUAGAGAAAGCACUUCCUCAUUUUACGUUGCCUCUGUUACUUUUCCACGGCACCGCAGACAAGCUGUGUGAUAUCAGGGGCUCCCAGUUCAUGAUGGACACCAUUCCCAGUGAGGACAAAACAUUAAAGAUCUAUGAUAAAGGAUUCCAUGCUUUGCACAAAGAACUGCCUGAAGUGACUAGUUCUGUGUUCCAAGAAAUUGAGAGAUGGAUCCUUCAAAGGUUAGAGUCUACGGGAGCUGCUCCAUCCAGUACAACUCCUACUCACAGUACUUAGGAACAGAAGGCAUCACUCAAGUGAUUUUCCUUCAGAAUAAGCCUCCAGCCAAUAUGGUCUUCUUCCUGACGACCUCUUCCCAGCCCAAGAUUGACCCAUCCUACUUUCAAGCAUACGUCCCACCUUAACACUGCAUAGCCAAUCCCAAGUAUGACUCCUUCCUAAUGUCCUCCAGCAGAACUGCUCGAAAUGAAGGAGCUCAUGGAAAACUUCCUUACUUCAAAUAUAACACUUUUUAGAAUUUAGAGAAAGCACAAGAAAAGCACCAACAUUCUCAAGGACAUGCAGGUCAUCCCUGCGCUGCGAAGACUGUUGCCUAUGGAGGAUUUGGGCAUUAACAUUCUCAGCAAUAAUUUUACAAGUUGCGUCCACUUUCUUGGAGCUGUCCUGGUGGAUUUCGGUGGAUGAAGGAUUGAUUCUAGCUUGUCAUGGACCUUGAAGACUAGAAAUUUAUAGAAUACAAGCCUCUGUAACUCUUCACCGGCAAGCACAAAGCAAUAUGAACCAUUGUAUUGUGUUUUAGGAAUGAGAAUCCUGCCGUGUACCUGAAGGAACCCCUGUAAAUAACCCACAAUCCUGGGUUUUAAUAGAUUUUAUUACACAUGGUAUAAUACAAUAUUUAAUAUGUUAAUAUAUUUACUGCCGGAAUGGUUCCAGUAGUUUUUUUAGAUUAUUUUUUACAUUAUAGAAAUGUGAAUUUGUGGCCUUUUUGCCUGCUAUCCACUAACAAUAUGUAAAAUUUUCUCCAUCUACUAUGUUUGUGGGGCAAUGUUUAUUGGGUAUUUCUGGUGAUGAAAUGCAAACAAAUAUUCUGGGAGAGGAAACCAAAAAGAUAAUUUCUCCUUAAUUGAAGCUAAAAAUAUUGUGAUCCAGAGCUGAUGCCCAACAGCCUUUGUUUCUGCUUGGCAGUGAGGAAAGGUGCCAGUAGCCCUUCUCCUCAUCGUGUUUCCUCUAGUUCUCUACAUGAGCAUGGAGGUUGAAAGCUGUCAAAAGGUGUAACCUGAAGCUCUUGGGCCACCAAUAUGAAACCUCCCUACCAUGUACCAUUUACAAUACUUGUAAAUUCUAAUAUGGCAGACUAGGGUCUAGCUGCUACCUUUGCACUCCCAAUAGUUUUGUCAGUGAGGAUGUCAUGUAAAGGCCGCAUGUCUUCUUUGAGAAACUUAUCUUACAUAAGAUACCUGUGAUCAUAUACAACUUAGAGCCUUAUAGCCAUUAAAAUAUUAACCACUUAAAGUGAAUGUCCUUCCUGAAUGUAAACAGACAGUAGUGUACACAUGGAAUGUACCAGGAGGAAAGGAGAUUCCAGUGAUCCAGUAAAAGCAUUCACCUUUACUGUGGUAAUCCCACAAAAUAUAGCCAAUAGAAUGCAGAACCACUGAUGGCCAAUGCAUUUCGGACCUCAUGGGAUCUUGACAUACUCAUGACAUAUGGCCUCUUGAGGUCUGAAAUGCAUUGCCAAUCAGUAGUUCUCCAUUCUGUUUGCUGUAUAUUAUUAUCUUUUGACAUGCCACAAAGAUGUGACAAAAGUUAAGAUUGGUCGGGGUCUCUCCUGGGAUCGUUAUUUAUAGUUGGGGGAAUUGCAUGACUCGCCAACUUGGCGCGCAGUCCCUCUGACUACAAGAGACAGGCUCCUGUAAUCGGUCAUAAUGCUAAGCUGAGGAGUAAAGCUAGCUUUAUCUGACUAUAACUAACAAUCGGAGGGGGUCUCUGGACUAAGACCCCGACCAAUCUUAACUUUUAUUUAAAUUACUGUAUAUAUAAGAUUUGUUUCAAAUGUAAUAUAAUCUUCAUUCACAUCCAGAGCUGCACUCAGGUUCCUGACCGCUCAUGGCUGUUCUAGUUUAUACAGCCUACUUUGGUAAAGUGUGAUGUGUUUGCACUUGAAACUCUACAAGUAAUUUGAUGUAGAAAAAAUAAUUCCCCAUAAUGCACUGCAGCACAGAGGUUGCCAACAGAAUUCUAAAUGCAGCUUUAGCUAUGACUGAAGUAUAUGAAACCUUACUCACCAGCAGCUCCUUUAAGAUGUAUUUAAGCAUUCCAUUCCUCUUGUGCUACAAAUGACUACUCUUAAUAGUAUAUAAAACACCAAUGUUUUAUCCGGGAUGUUAAUAAUACUAGUUCAGCUCCGUAGCUGUCAAAUAUUCUCAUUCCCUUCAGAGCCAGAUUUAUGCAGAACUUUUUCUGAAUGUACUUCUGCAAAACUAUAAUGUCUGCAUAGGUUUACUUAAAAGGACUACAAGCCUCAACAUUCUCUGGAAGGCAAAACAUGGGAUACCAUACUGGGGUUUGUAGUUCCCCCACCAGCUUCAAACAGAUGGAGAGAACAAUGAACAUGGCAUUGUUCACUAUUUCUGCAUAGGAAAGGGGUGGACAUUUUACCCGUUUUGAAAGGUUAACAAACAUUGUCUCAAUAUUGGUCUGUUCUGCAACCCUGGAGAUUUCUAUAACUGUUAUUGCACUUUGUAACAAAAUAGGCACAAUAUAUGUAAUUUUUUAUACAUGUAACUCUGAAGCAACACUGAGAUUCUGUCUAAAUAAAUUCUGACUGUUAGACCUGAA
Molecule: messenger RNA, 3725 nt
Organism: Hyla sarda
Lineage: Eukaryota; Metazoa; Chordata; Amphibia; Anura; Hylidae
Gene: MGLL
Product: monoglyceride lipase
Exons: 8
Coding region: 183-1163 (326 amino acids)
Cellular component (GO): membrane
Molecular function (GO): lipase activity
Source: RefSeq, a predicted model, not a curated record